Ornithorhynchus anatinus (platypus) is the source of this 5901-nucleotide messenger RNA. It is a transcript of the gene ABI3BP, whose product is annotated as ABI family member 3 binding protein. Lineage: Eukaryota; Metazoa; Chordata; Mammalia; Monotremata; Ornithorhynchidae. The transcript is spliced from 58 exons. The record is from RefSeq and is a predicted model, not a curated record. Gene Ontology annotation, molecular function: protein binding. The coding region runs from base 81 to 4844 and encodes 1587 amino acids. Gene Ontology annotation, biological process: extracellular matrix organization; positive regulation of cell-substrate adhesion.
CGGUGAGAGUAGAGUCCUACUUAAAUGCAGCUGCAGCAGUGUGAAGGGAUACCCACCCGCUUCACUCACGGUGUGAGUUUAUGCUGGUAACCAUGAUAUCCAGCCUGGCCUUCCUUCUUUUCUGUGGAAAUAUUGCACUAACCCUGGGAAAUGCACAGACAUUGCCAAAAGGUAAAACGCAAACUCUCCGAGUCCACAUCAAUACUACGAGUGACUCUAUUCUGAUGAAAUUUCUUCGACCAAGUCCGAAUACAAAACUGGAAGGCUUCGUCUUGGGAUAUGGCAGCAGCUCGUACCCCAACCAGUACAUUCCACUGCCGGCGGAAGGCAAAUCCUCCGAAGCUGAAGUCGAAGCGGAACCUAAAUAUCUGAUAGUGGUGCGGCCAGCUCCUACUUCCAGUCGGAGGAAGACAUGCUCAGGUAAAUCUCGUCACCGGAAACCUCUUCAGUUGGUAGUGGGCACUCUGUCUCCAAGCUCAGUGUUCCUGUCCUGGGGUUUCCUCAUCAACCCACAACAUGACUGGACUCUGACCAGCCACUGCCCUAAUGACAGAUUUUAUAUAGUCCGCUACAGAGAAAAGGAUAAAGAGAAGAAAUGGAUCUUCCAGCUCUGCCCAGCCACGGAGACAGUAGUAGAAAAUCUGAAGCCCAACACGAUAUAUGAGUUUGGAGUGAAAGACAACAUGGAAGGGGGAAUCUGGAGCAAGAUUUUCAAUCACAAGACUGUUUUAGGAACAAAAAGCAAAGGAAAUGGGAAAAUCCAAAGUACCUUCAGCCAAAUCCAUACAGCGCCACCCUAUAUUGCAAAGAAGCUAAUUCCCAUUACAGUAAUCAAACAAGUGAUACAGAAUGUCACACACCGCGCCUCUUCAAAAUCUCCGGACCGGACUUCCCUAGGAGGAGCCAUUUUAGUUCACCUUAUUGUUCCAGGCCUCAAUGAAACAAAUCUGAAACUCCCUUCAUCCAUAAUGUUGGACAUUUCACAGGCAGUCAAGUCACAGCUUGCUAAUGAGAGCCUGGCUUUACCUGCUGAAUCUAAAACACCAGAGGUAGAAAAGAUCCCAGCCCAGACAGUGACCACGGAAACGAUCCCAGGACCUGCAGGGUCUGAUGUCCCAGAAAUAAGAGAAGCAGCUCCGACUCCCAGCGAAAGCAGCCUGGAAAUUUCCCAGCCUCUUCUGACCCCUAAGGCUGAAUUUCCACUGAGCACACUAGAUCCCAACAGUAUUCCAGAAUUUCCUCAAGUGAAAACAUCCCCCCCUCCUGAAAAACCCAAGGGAACACUUGCUUCAGACGAAAUGCCAUGGAUUACUACGACCCCCAAAAUGUCUGAGCCUCCAAAAUAUCUCCAUCCUAAAUCUGCCUUACCUGACUUGACAUAUGUCACGUCCUCUCCUCCGCCAUCUGAAAUUGCAGAAGGCACUGAGGCAGAGCCUGCAACAAGUGAAUCCAUUCUGAAAUCUGCCCCACCUAAUGCUUCUGGUGCUCUUGAAAGGCCAAGAGCAACACUAGCUUCAAAAGCAACCCCCUUUGUGCUUCACAAACUGAGAACCUCUGCCAGCCCUGAAAUACAGCAAACAACGUCUGCUCCCAGGCCAACCACAUCUAUUCCUACGACACUUAAACCAAAACGCACCCACCCCAAAGCACCGCAACGCAAACCUGCAGAAAAACCCAGAGUUUUGGAAACCACUACAUCUAAAAUUUCUCAAAGCCCUCGGCUACCAGGGACAACGCUGGCUCCCAGUACAACACAGUUUAUCUCUUCAAAACCUAAAAUCUCCCUCAGCCCCGAAGUUUCACAGCCUAACACUGCAUUAAGUUCAACCACCUCAGAAUCAGCACCUAAGCCUAAAGCUACCUCUAUUGACUUUGAAGGGCCCCACACAACAUCUGGACCCAGUGAAACAGAGUACUUUACUCCAAAACCAAAACCACUGACCACACCCAAAAUUCCUCUAACCAAAACCGUUCCUAAAGAGACACCUCCUGUUCUCCCAAAGCCAGAACCAUCCCUAAGCUCAGAAGUGCCACAGAUUACACCUGCCUUGGGACCUGAAAGAGAGGGAACAGCCACCUCGGUGACAAUAGCAUCCAAAAUGACCAAACGGCCACGACAUCCUCGUCCUCAUCUUCAGCCUCGUCCUAAACUUAAAACCACACGGAGCCCUGAAGCAACUAAGACUAAACCUGGCUUGGAACCUAUUACAUACAAAGCUGAAUCCUCAAAGGCAAAAAUAGCUCCAAAGUCAACAAAGCGACCACGUUUGCAUCCCAAACCUAAAACCACAGCAACCCCAGAAGCAUCCCAGAUCAAACCUGUGCACAAGCCAGUUCCACUUAGGACUGAGGCCCCGACAAUAACCAUAGCUCCAAAGCCAGCAAAAUCGUCGCCACAUCCCCGCCCCAAACCUACAUCAGCAUCAAGUCCAGAAGCCUUGAAGACAAAGCCUGUCUCCAAGUCUGCUAUCAUUCAGACUGAAGUGGCAGUAACCACAAUAGUCGCAGAACGGGUUACAGUUAGAACUGAACCUCCAGCAACAACAAUAGCUCUCAAAACCAUAAAGCCACGGCACAAGCGCCCCAAAACUACAAAGAUGACACCAAUCCCAGGGGUAGCACUGACCACACCUGUUCCUGCUGUUGUCUUUGAACCCAGUACACUUAGACCUGAAACUCCAGUGACAACUCUAGCUCCCAAAGCAACAAAGCGAACACAUCCUCCACGACCUAAACCUAAAACCACCCCAAGUCCAGGAGUUCCUCACGCCAAACCUGCUUUUGUAGAAGAAAAUAGUAUCCUCCCCGGGUCGACAACAUCACCAAGCCCAGAAAUGCCAAAGACAAAACAUGUAAUCCUGCAGCACAUAUCGACAGAAGUUGAACUACCAAAGGCAGAAAUAGCUCCCAAACCACUCAAACCAAAGCGGCCUUUUCCUCCCAAACGUAAAACAACUCCAAGUCCAGAUGCAUCUCUUUCCAGACCCGUUUCUGGUGUAGCCCUGGAACCUAUUUCAUUUAGCCCCGAAUCGCCCAAGACAAUGCUAGUCCUGGAACCUACUGGCUCUGUAACUGAACCAACCACUACCACAAUAGCUCCCAAAAAGACACCGCGUGUUCCACCUAAAUCCAAAACACCGCCAAGUUCAGUCACGCCACAGACCAAGCCUGCCCAGAAAGUCAUCAAAAUUGAACCAUCAAGGACCACGACAAUGGCUCCCGAAGAGAAGAGAGUUCCUUCUCAACCUAAGUCAGACCUGAGACCUGAUGUACCUCACAUUACUAAUGUUCCGAAAGAUGUCCACAUUCCAUAUAAACCAAGGCCAGAUGUUUCUCAGACCAAACCUGUCCUGGAACCUGUCACAUUUAGAAUGGAACGUCCAAAGUCAACGAUGGCUCCUGUCGGGACCCGAGUUAUUCCGCCUAGACCUCAAACUUCAAGCCAAGACAUGUUUUCAACCACUCAAGCAGAAGCCACCCAGUCCACCCGAGAGCCAGUAACUACUAAGACACCUCGCACUCUUGCUCGGACAAAGUCUACUCAAGCACCACGGAAAACACAUUUGCCCCCAGGGAGACCCAGGCUACCAGAUAAGCCACAGAUCAGACCUGGUGACAAACAACCAGGGCCUGUAGACUUUGGCAAACCUUCUAGUGCCAGCAGAAAUACUUCUUUGGACUCUUCUGACCCUGAAAAGAAACUGGCUUUGCCCCCUGGCAACCACCGCCCUCCUCUGCCGCCCGCCAGACCCACGCCACCCCGGAGAAGACCCCUACCGCCAAACAACAUGACCGGGAAGCCAGGAAGUACAGGGGUCAUUUUGCCACCACGAGUUACUUCCGCUCCUGUGAAGAUGGACAUCAAAUCCACUGGAGCAUCUGCCCCUGAGGAGAUUGAGACUCAGAAAAGACAACCAACAGCCUCUGCUUCCAACGCAGAAUUUGGCAACUCAACUGACUCCAGCUCAAGCCCUACGUCACAGACUGACUUUCAGGGAAAACAAAGGUUCACUGCUCCUCACGUACGCUACAUCCCAAAGCCCGAGGACGUGCCCUGCUCCAUCACCGAUACCCUGAGCCGCUUCCCCAAAGAGGAAGGACCAAAGGAGAAUGCCACAAGCCCCCCGCAGAACUCUCCAACCAAUCUCACGGUGUUCACAGUAGAGGGGUGCUCGUCGUUCGUCAUCCUGGACUGGGAGAAGGCGCAAAAUGACACCGUCACGGAAUAUGAAGUGAUAUCCAAGGAAAAUGGAUCACCGGCUGGGAAGGGCAAGACCAUUCAAACGACAGAUCAGACCCACUCCACGGUGGAGAAUCUCAAACCAAACACCAGCUACGAAUUCCAAGUGAAACCUAUAAACCCUCUCGGAGAAGGGCCAGCCAGCAACACAGUGGCAUUCAGUACUGAAUCAGCGGACCCAAGAGUGAGCGAGCAGAUUUCAGUGGGAAAAGAUGCCAUCUGGACUGAGAUCCCGUUUAAUUCGGACUCAUUUUCGGAGUGCAAGGGCAAGCAGUACGUCAAGAGGACUUGGUAUAAGAAGUUUGUGGGCGUCCAGCUGUGUAAUUCUCUGAGAUACAAGAUUUACCUCAGUGACUCACUCACAGGGAAAUUUUAUAACAUAGGAGAUCAGAGGGGACACGGAGAGGAUCACUGUCAGUUUGUGGACUCCUUUUUAGACGGACGUACAGGACAGCAACUGACUCCCGAUCAGUUGCCCAUCAAAGAAGGCUACUUCCGGGCAGUUCGCCAGGAACCCGUCCAGUUUGGAGAAAUUGGAGGUCAGACCCACAUCAACUACGUCCAGUGGUACGAAUGCGGCACGACGAUUCCCGGAAAAUGGUAGCUGCCGGAGCGGGGACGGCGCCUCUUGUUCGGCCGUGAAGGUGCAUGGUAUUGGGCGUCUGAGCCUAUCCGUUCGCUCUGUCUAAAAGUUUAAGAAUCUAAUUAAGGGCAAUAUUCAUAGUAUAGAUUGCUUACUAUAACAGGUUUUACAAAGUCAUUUAAAGAAAGCCAUCUUAUAGACAUUAACAGGAUAAAGCCUUGGGAAGCUGGCUCCCUGCUCGUGGCAUUUUAAGAGAUGCAGUUUGUAUAUUAUUUAUCACAGUGUUGUAAUAAGUGUUUUGAGGCACAUUUAUGGCAAAGUUAAUGUCUACGGCUACAGUAUAGGUUAAUUUUAAAUAUGAUGUUCACUUUAAUCAUUGUAUAGAAAAAUCAGGUAAUUUUGUGAAACUCCAUUCUCCUGCUACCAUUUCAAUUUAACUUAUUGGAUCAAUCUAGCUUCCAUCGGUGUAUCCGACUAAAAGUAAUUAUUCCGUAUUUACCUUAAGCCACCCUCAAUGUACUUUACGUAUAUGUUGGUUUCUAGAAAACAUGGAGAUUGAAGCUUUUCUGGAAAAGCUUACACACUUAUUCUCACCCACCUGCUAAACUAAUGUAGAGAUGCUUGUGAAAUGAAAAUUUAUCUAAGUUAAAUUUCGGCCUGUCCUGCAUACUUUGUACUUGGAAAUUCAGAGUCCAGGCUAUUUUUACUACGCAGUAAAGUGAGAAAGAGCCUCCUCUUCAGGUAUCGAUCCGACUGCGACAGUUGAGUUCCAAGCCUGGAUUCUGAGGUAUGAGCACAAAGAUGAAAUGAAAAGAUCUAUAAUGUACAGGUUGUUUACUAUAUUCAUUUUGUAUAGUUACCUGAGAAUGAAUGAAUGCAAAGGAGGAUGAGCAGAGUCUGUUUUCCUCAGUGGGGAGAAGUGAGGCCCAGAUCCCACUCUAACGUUCCUACUUCAUCCCCCAAACUCUUCCCGAGCUUUAUUACAGAGACUCCUCAAGUUUUGCCCCUUCGAUGCUAUAUUUUGUAAUGUCAAGCACUCAUGUACUCUGCAAUAAAGAGAUGUAGUUUUUUUAAACAA